AUGGCGGAAUACCAGGCACAAAACAUGUUCACCAUGACCGGCAGGACCGCGGUGAUCACGGGCGGCGGCAGUGGUAUUGGACGAAUGAUAGCAAAGGGGUUUUUUGCCAAUGGAGCAUCCGUGACUCUUGUCGACUGGCUUCAAGAUCGAUUAGACAGCUCGAGACGCAAGCCUCCAGACCUGAUCACAAAUGGUAGCGCUGACGAAUUGAGCAGAGUCCAAGGAGAUCUCAGCCAGGAAUCCGGUGUCGCGGGCGUAGUCUCUGAGAUCAAGGCCUCCCACAAAGAAGUGGACGUCCUUGUAAUGUGUGCCGGGGUGCGCAAAGUGAACAAGAUUGCCUUCACGCCUGGCGAAUCACUACUUAAACUUGUUGAGGCGACACAGUCACUGUCAUUUCAGGACCUCGACUAUUCUUUUCGGAUCAACCUAUACUCCCAGUACUUUCUCGUGGCAGGCCUGUUGGGUCUGGUUGGAGCGGCAGCGACCAAGGGUGGUGGUAGAGGCUCGAUCAUUAUGGUUAGCAGCGCGGCCAGUAAACACAAUGGACAAUUUGUCCCUGCCUACCAGAUGUCGAAAGCAGCCAUCGACCAUCUUGUCCGGAUCAUGGCGUCUGAAUUCGCAGACCACUACAUCCGAGUCAACUCCAUUAACCCCGGGCUGUUUCCCAGUGCAUUAAAUCCAAUGGAUCCAAAUCAUCCAGAAUCAAACAUGAGGUUCGCGGGUCAGAUGCCUGCCAGGAGACCAGGCACGGAGCAGGAGAUGGCAGCCACAGCUUUGUAUCUAUCGUCUCCGGCUGGAGGGUUCGUGACCGGUACCAAUAUCGUAAUUGACGGGGGAAGACUUCUCGUUGCGGCCGGUAGUAUCUCAAGCAAGCUCUGA
Venustampulla echinocandica is the source of this 879-nucleotide messenger RNA. Its product is annotated as NAD(P)-binding Rossmann-fold containing protein. The coding region runs from base 1 to 879 and encodes 292 amino acids. The transcript has 4 exons. The record is from RefSeq and is a predicted model, not a curated record. NCBI's taxonomy places the organism in Eukaryota, Fungi, Ascomycota, Leotiomycetes, Helotiales, Pleuroascaceae.